AUGAAAAUAAGAGGUGACUAUUCCGAUCUUUUCACAUGGACCGUUAAACUUGCUGUUGGUGACCGAGCCAUUCGUUCUGCUGGAGUAUUUGGCUCAGCUAAGAUUCUGUUUCGGAGUGGGAUUGGCCCGAAAGAUCAGCUAGAGACUGCCCAGAAAACCGAAGCCGACGUAUUCAUCGACUCUACCCAGUGGAUUGAUCUUCCGGUCGGUCACAACCUCGACGACCAUACAAACAUUCUCUUCGAGUACCCAGGCAUAGCCAACUAUGACUUCAAUAGCACUUACGACAAUCCCAGUCCGGAUGGCGCUGCAGCAUACCUAUCCCCAGACAUCAACCCCAUCUUUUGGGAUGCGGUCAAAGGAGAGGAUGGCAUCGAAAGAUGGUUUGAAUGGACGAGCUAUGUUGGCGGGCCGCAUAAAGGCAAGACAUACAAUACUUCUGGCAUGGCAGCUGCCCUUGGACUCGGCAAGACUUCGAGUGGUCGCACCACAACCAACUCGUCCCUCAUCAUGAACGUCAGUGUGUUUUCUUACUUCAAUGACGAAGGGGAUCACGACUUUGAGACUGUUGUAACCACAGUCAGUGGAGUUGUCAAGGCAAUUUCAUCCAUUCCUCGCGCUACAAUGAUCAACCCCGCCCCUAGUCAAGACGUGCGAGACUACGUCCAAAAGUUGUUUGUGGAUAUUGGCCGUACUGCCAAUCACUGGGUUGGAACCACCCGUCUUGGAACCGACUCUGCUCUGGAAGGUGGUAAACCCGUCGUUGAUCUCAACGCGCAAGUCUAUGGAACGAAAAACCUGCACAUUGUUGACGCAGGAAUACUCAAUGGGAUUUUCACUGCGAAUCCGCAAGCUGGAAUUCUUAUUGCUGCCUAG
Molecule: messenger RNA, 876 nt
Organism: Colletotrichum tamarilloi
Lineage: Eukaryota; Fungi; Ascomycota; Sordariomycetes; Glomerellales; Glomerellaceae
Product: cellobiose dehydrogenase precursor
Exons: 6
Coding region: 1-876 (291 amino acids)
Molecular function (GO): oxidoreductase activity, acting on CH-OH group of donors
Source: RefSeq, a predicted model, not a curated record